Molecule: messenger RNA, 1230 nt
Organism: Hyla sarda
Lineage: Eukaryota; Metazoa; Chordata; Amphibia; Anura; Hylidae
Product: myosin-11-like
Exons: 12
Coding region: 178-1182 (334 amino acids)
Source: RefSeq, a predicted model, not a curated record
UUUCACCUGACCCCUUGCACACAAGUAGGCGGGACCUGAGGAUGUGUCGGGAUUGGCAGGAUAUAGCUAUCUUGACCACACUCUCUUUCCUGGCGCCCGCCAGAACAUGUGUUCUACUGCACCUUGAAUCUGAAUAAAGAAGCCAGCAUCUGAUCCAAAUAUAAGUAAAUAAAGACCAUGGCUUCAGUCACUACUGACCAAGAUGUGGAUUCAACUGGUGCAGCCGUGGGUGAAGCAAAAAGCAAACUCCAAGAGAUGAAAGAAAAGUGGAAGAUACUAAAGUCACUGAACAACGAUCUGCAAGAGGCCCUGGAGAAAUCAGAUACAGAAGUGCAGGAACUGACGCAGAAGCUGGCAUCACUGCAUGAAGAAAACAAGGGCCUGCAAAGAGAAAAAGCCAAAUUCCUGGAUCUAACAGAAGAGGUAGACCAGAUGAAGCUGAGCCUGGAGCAUUGUAAGAAUACUGAGCAUACAGAACAGCAAGGGAAGAAGGAACUGGAGAAAAUAUGUAUUCUAAUGGAAGACAAAGCAGAUGAGCUCUUAUACCAGAUAAGUAUCUCUGAAGAGAAGAAUGAUUUAUUACGUGAUGAGAUCACCAGGCUGAAGGAACACGUCAUAGAACUAGAGAGACAUCUUGAUGCAAAGAGUCUGGAGCUGAGAGAAAUGGACAAGAAAUCUCAAGAGACAGAAUUGGUCAUAGAAGAGAUGACUGUGACAAUGAACCAGUACUUAUCCAUUAAAGAGGUCCUAAACAAUAAAAUUAAACAAUUAACGUCCCAGUUGGAAGAAUCUCAACAUGAAAAUGCAAUGAGGAAGGCAUCAAUAGAGAAUGAUCUUUGUAGCAAGUCAGAAGCCAAUGGUACAAUAAUGUACGAGAUGAUACAGAACAAGCUGGAGCAACAGCUUAUAAAAGAGCAUAUGGAGAAGCAGAAUCAGGGUAUUCAAGAUUUUUUCAUGAUAAGGUUUCUGCUUAACAUAGCUCUGGAGUUCCUAUGGUGUUGUUAUAGUGUUGAGGUUUUCCUUAUCCUCUUCUACUUUAUGAUGAGAUUCUACCAUAGUAUAUACCCUGAUCAUCUACUACUAGAUGUACGUAGAAUUUUCUCCUCACCAACCAUUGAGAUAAUAGAGAACAUUUUACAACCUUUUCUGGAGCUGAGAAGAGUCGGGAUGGCGCCUACAUGAGAAGUUUGAUAGAACUAUUAUACUGAUCCAAAAAAUAAAUGAUUGAUA